Molecule: messenger RNA, 2137 nt
Organism: Cyprinus carpio (common carp)
Lineage: Eukaryota; Metazoa; Chordata; Actinopteri; Cypriniformes; Cyprinidae
Product: glycogenin-1-like
Cellular component (GO): cytoplasm
Molecular function (GO): glycosyltransferase activity
Source: RefSeq, a predicted model, not a curated record
UUUCUGCUCACGUGACUGGCAGCAGUAGAUGGAGAAGGUCCGUACUGGUAUAAAUGAACUCCAGCCGUUAUACAGAGUUUUUUUUAUUAUUAUUAAAGUGACACUGCUGUUCUAAAGGAGUCCGGGCUACAAAGUAGCUUUGACAAUUAACGAGCAUGGCAGAACAGGCAUUUGUCACUCUGGCCACAAACGACAGCUAUGCGAGAGGAGCUAUGGUGCUUGGAAAAUCUCUUAGAAACCACAAGACUUCAAAAAAGCUGGUGGUGCUCAUUGGACCCCAUGUGUCCGAUCAGUCAAGGGCAGUUCUUCAUAAGAUCUUCGAUGAAGUUAGGCUAGUGGAUGUGUUGGACAGUGGGGACACAGCACACUUGGCCAUGAUGAAGAGACCUGAUCUGGGUGUUACUUUCACCAAGCUGCACUGCUGGACUCUCACACAUUAUUCCAAAUGUGUGUUUAUGGAUGCAGACACACUGGUGUUAUCAAACAUCGAUGAGCUGUUUGACAGAGAAGAGCUGUCUGCGGCUCCAGACCCCGGCUGGCCUGAUUGUUUUAACUCUGGUGUGUUCGUGUUUCGUCCGUCUAACGAAACCUACGGCAAGCUUCUGCAGUAUUGCACAGAGCACGGCAGCUUUGACGGAGGAGACCAAGGAGUUCUGAAUGGCUUCUUCAGCGACUGGGCAACAGCUGACAUCAACAAACACCUUCCUUUCAUCUAUAACAUGAGCAGCAUAGCCAUCUACACAUACCUUCCUGCGUUAAAACAAUAUGGUGCAAAUGCAAAGGUUGUGCACUUUCUGGGCCAGAUGAAGCCGUGGAGCUACGUGUAUAACCCCACGCAGAGGAGAGUGAGAGGGGACGUGCAGGCCUCGUCUCAGCGUGGCUUCCUGCUACAGUGGUGGGCUCUGUACAGCGCCGAGGUGCUGCCCAUGCUGGUCCGAGAGUAUGGAGACCAGCCCUUCAACACCGGCUGUGAGGAGGAAGCUGUGGAAAGCGAGGAGCGUGUUCAGCCGCUCGUGUCCUCAGCGGAGCGCAGGCAGCGGUGGGAACAGGGCCAGGCCGACUACAUGGGAAUAGACUCUUUUGACAACAUUCAGAAAAAGCUUGAUGUUUUCCUGAAAUAAAAAAUGUAAAUGUCAAAAAACACAAAUUUGAGAGGGUAUUCAGCUAUGCAAGACUCUCUUAUCACACUCUUCAUCUUCCUCAUUCAAGCAUUUAUUACUAGAUGCCAGAACUUAACUUUUGAACCUCGUGCAAAAUGUGAAUUCUGAAGGGCUUGGCAACUUCAGGAUUUUAUAAAGGGAGUUUGGGGCCAGCUUUCUCUUUCACAUGCUCAGAGUUUCCAUGGUUUAAAGACGCAUUCGCAGUCAUUUUUUUGGACUUACACUGACACCUAGUGGUCUAGAAGAUUCCUAAUCAUGCAAUAGGAAGAGUGUUCAGUCACCACUGCCAAUGUACAAACUCUGUUUACAAUGAUAAAUAUAUUUUACAUACAAAAGUCCAGGAAUGGGGUUCCUGAGAAACCCAGCUACUUCUGCUGGUAUUGAGAUGACAUGUUCAGUGUACACAAAACAGCUUUUAUUAGUCUACUGGUGUAAUGGAGUGAGUUUUAUCUCAUGUGUACAUGACUUUAAACAUUCAAAACAAUCAUUUUCAUUUCAUUUACUGAGCAAAAAAUAACUGUACCUUUAACUAGAGCACAUCAUGUUGCCAGUUCCAGCACUUUUAAAUAAAAAUAUUCAUACUUUUUUUUUCUUUUUUUUAAUGAAGAAAAUAAAAUUCAGAAUUAUUUUUUAAUUCUAAUUUGGAAAACAAAAGCUUCUCUUUAUAUCCACCUGUUAAAAUCAGGUUAAAUGCAGAGCACAGAUUCCCAUCGUCUUAAUGUUUUACUUAUUAAAGGCAUAAUGAUCUCUUGAAUAUCAAAUUUGGUUGAUCUAAUGCUUCAUCACAACAUGUUCACAUGUUGUUCUCUGGUUUACAACGGGUUGCUGCUGUUUUCUCAUUGUGCCAUCUAUCAUCACAUGUCUUCUUUUUUACGUCUUUGUCUGUUUUUCUUUUGUCUUUUUGUAUCUCUGUUUUAUUUGAUUCAGUGUUAAAGGCCUUUGUCCCGUCUGGCUACAAAUUAAAACUUUCAAAAUGA